Molecule: messenger RNA, 186 nt
Organism: Ectocarpus sp. CCAP 1310/34
Lineage: Eukaryota; Phaeophyceae; Ectocarpales; Ectocarpaceae
Source: the annotation of a GenBank genome assembly
AUGGCUGCGUGGAGGCAUGCCCUCGCGGCCGGAAGCAUCGUGAUGCUUGUCUCGGCAGCGGCGGCAGCUCGGCCAACAGUAGGAGGGCCUGGUCGGAAUAGGGCCGGUGGCGGGAAGCCCGAGUUUGUAGAGCCGUGGGGAGAUGCUGGCGGACGCGUGCUUCGGUCCGGUGAGAGGCGGUCGUGA